This is a messenger RNA of Juglans regia (Persian walnut), 1059 nucleotides long. RefSeq names its product probable serine/threonine protein kinase IREH1. The transcript is spliced from 10 exons. Bases 1 to 702 code for a protein of 233 amino acids. Gene Ontology annotation, molecular function: protein serine/threonine kinase activity; ATP binding. The record is from RefSeq and is a predicted model, not a curated record. Gene Ontology annotation, biological process: intracellular signal transduction; peptidyl-serine phosphorylation. Lineage: Eukaryota; Viridiplantae; Streptophyta; Magnoliopsida; Fagales; Juglandaceae.
AUGACCUGCAACAACAAAUGGGCGGCACAGGUUGCUCGAUGGUCAAAUUAUUUGGCACCCGAGAUACUUUUGGGAACAGGACAUGGUGCAACUGCAGAUUGGUGGUCUGUAGGUGUCAUAUUAUUUGAAUUGAUUGUUGGCAUUCCACCAUUCAAUGCAGAACAUCCUCAGACCAUAUUUGAUAAUAUUCUCAAUCGGAAUAUACCUUGGCCCCGGGUACCAGAUGAAAUGAGUCCUGAAGCACAAGAUCUAAUUGAUCGAUUACUUACUGAGGACCCUCAUCAGAGACUUGGAGACAGAGGAGCAUCGGAGGUGAAGCAACAUGUCUUCUUCAAAAAUAUCAACUGGGACACGCUUGCCAGGCAGAAGGCUGCUUUUGUUCCCUCUUCAGAGAGUGCACUAGAUACCAGUUACUUCACAAGUCGCUACACUUGGAAUCCUUCGGAUGACCAUGGUUAUCCAGCCAGUGAAGAGGAUUCCAGUGAUGCUGACAGCUUAAGUGGCAGCAGUAGUUGCUUGAGCCAUCGCCAGGAUGAAGUGGGAGAUGAAUGUGGGGGUCUUGCUGAAUUUGAGUCUGGCUCAUCUGUGAAUUACUCUUUCAGUAAUUUCUCAUUCAAGAAUCUAUCCCAGCUAGCAUCAAUCAACUACGACCUGCUGUCAAAGGGUUUCAAGGACGAUCACCCAACAAAUCCAAAUGCAUGACUUAUCUGGAAUAGGUUUUUGGAUUAGUUUGAUUAGGCAUAUUUGUGGGGCUGAAUUGGUGUUACUGUACAACCUGUACAUAAAUAGAGGAGAACAUAGAGGCUAAAACUGGUUCGGGAUGUUCUUUCCUUGGACUUAACAGGUCUAGUCCAGGGGUUCGAUGAUAUUAGCGUUGAGCUGCUUGUUGGUUUUAUUUUGAGAAACUUCACCCCUAAUUUAUGUGCCCUGGUGUUGGUUAUAGUCUUGAUUUGUGGUGUACGUUGAUCUUUUACACACCCCCCUUUUCCUCACUAGCAAUGAGAACUUUCCUCAUAUGUACAGUUUAUCGUGUAGUUUAUGAAAUUCGUUUUUUCUGAA